CGCAACUAGUGUUUUUGCUCGUGAUUAAAUCAAAAUUGAUAAGGGCAAUAUAAUAUACUCGUAUGCAAAACAGAUCACAGAAUCCAUUGCAAGUGAUUCGUAACUAUUAAAAAUGGCUUCAUAUGAUGAUAAGUAUGAUAAGGAACAUCCACGAAAUUUGAUUCCUGAAUUAUGUAGACAAUUUUAUGAUCUUGGAUGGGUUACUGGCACUGGUGGCGGUAUAUCCAUUAAACAUGAAAAUAAAAUUUACAUUGCACCAUCUGGUGUUCAAAAGGAACGCAUUCAUCCAAACGAAAUGUUUGUACAGGAUAUUGAUGGGAAAGACUUAGAAUUACCACCAGCAGAAAAAAAGUUGAAAAAGUCACAAUGUACUCCAUUAUUUAUGUGCACAUAUUUGAGGAGAAACGCUGGAGCUGUGAUACAUACUCAUUCGAAGGUUGCUGUAAUGGUGACAUUACAUUGGCCUGGGAAAGAAUUUCGUAUUACUCACCUUGAAAUGAUAAAAGGUAUAAGAAAUCAAAAACUAAAACGGGCAUACCGUUACGACGAGGAAUUAGUAGUGCCAAUAAUUGAGAAUACUCCGUUCGAGGAAGAUUUACGAGAUGAAUUGGAUGCAACUAUUGUAGCUUAUCCGGAAACGAGUGCUGUAUUAGUGCGAAGGCACGGUAUUUAUGUGUGGGGUGAUUCAUGGCAACAAGCGAAAACAAUGACGGAAUGUUAUGAUUACUUAUUCGAUAUCGCUUUACAAAUGAAGCAGAAUGGAUUAGAUCCUCUUACAACUCCCGAAGAUCAUGAAUUAAAAUAUCAAAGAACUGGAACCGCGAAUUAACAUUAUUCUUAUUCCGUAGUAAAUUAUAGUAUUUAUAAUAAUACAUUCUGUAAUAAAUUACUUUUUUUUGUGUAUUUCAUAAAAUCGUCCGUACGUAAAUGUAUAUACAUAUAUUACAGUAUAAAAUCAUUGAUGUUGCUUCUA
Hylaeus volcanicus is the source of this 973-nucleotide messenger RNA. RefSeq names its product probable methylthioribulose-1-phosphate dehydratase. Gene Ontology annotation, cellular component: cytoplasm. The transcript has 5 exons. The record is from RefSeq and is a predicted model, not a curated record. The coding region runs from base 113 to 829 and encodes 238 amino acids. Gene Ontology annotation, molecular function: methylthioribulose 1-phosphate dehydratase activity; metal ion binding. NCBI's taxonomy places the organism in Eukaryota, Metazoa, Arthropoda, Insecta, Hymenoptera, Colletidae.